Messenger RNA from Thlaspi arvense, 507 nucleotides. NCBI's taxonomy places the organism in Eukaryota, Viridiplantae, Streptophyta, Magnoliopsida, Brassicales, Brassicaceae. The record is from the annotation of a GenBank genome assembly.
AUGGAAAAUGUGAUUAGAGGACUAAAAUCAUCAAAAAGACUCAUAUUUGAACGUAGAGGAAAAUCAAACUCUAUACUUGAAGAAGCUACUAAGAGGGAAGAAGAAGAAGAAAGCUUUAUGCUCUUGUCCUUGGAAUCAAACGAUCCUUACUCCGAUUUCAAGAGAUCCAUGGAAGAGAUGGUUGAAGCACGUGCGCUUCAUCACGACUGGAGAAGCCUGGAGAAGCUUCUUUUCUUGUUCUUGAAAGUCAACGUCAAGACAAGCCACAUAUACAUCUUCGCCGCCUUCGUCGAUUUGCUUUUAAACUUGGCAGCAGGAUUUUCGAAAGACGUCGCCCGAGAACCUCGUUCCGACCUCGUCGGGGAAUCUCCGUCGUCGCCAAAAUCGUUUUACACUUUGUACCCGGCAAGGGGCUUGCCGGGGAAUUCGAUAGGUGAGAAGAAUAGGAACGUUGUUUGUUGUUUAUCGUCGUUGUUUGAGAUGGAGGAGAAGAUUAAAGACAUUUGA